AUGGCUCCCGCUGCUAAGAAGCCUCAGGUGAAGAAAAAUGCUGAGAACAUUAACACUCGAUUAUCCAUGGUUAUGAAAACUGGAAAGUACGUCUUGGGCUACAAGCAGACAUUGAAGGCUCUCCGUAACGGAAAGGCCAAGUUGGUCAUCAUUGCUAACAACACUCCUCCUCUCAGGAAGUCUGAGAUCGAGUACUACGCCAUGUUGGCUAAAACCGGUGUCCAUCACUACAAUGGAAACAACAUUGAGCUGGGAACCGCAUGCGGUAAACUGUACCACGUAUGCACGCUCUCUGUUACUGACGCUGGAGACUCAGACAUUAUCCGCAGCAUGCCUUCCGAGACGGCGUGA
This is a messenger RNA of Necator americanus (New World hookworm), 351 nucleotides long. RefSeq lists its product as uncharacterized. The transcript is spliced from 3 exons. The record is from RefSeq and is a predicted model, not a curated record. Gene Ontology annotation, molecular function: structural constituent of ribosome; RNA binding. The coding region runs from base 1 to 351 and encodes 116 amino acids. NCBI's taxonomy places the organism in Eukaryota, Metazoa, Nematoda, Chromadorea, Rhabditida, Ancylostomatidae. Gene Ontology annotation, cellular component: cytosolic large ribosomal subunit.